Pongo pygmaeus (Bornean orangutan) is the source of this 1662-nucleotide messenger RNA. RefSeq names its product transducin-like enhancer protein 1. Gene Ontology annotation, molecular function: transcription corepressor activity; protein binding. Gene Ontology annotation, cellular component: transcription regulator complex; nucleus. The transcript has a single exon. Gene Ontology annotation, biological process: regulation of DNA-templated transcription; negative regulation of canonical Wnt signaling pathway. The coding region runs from base 650 to 1252 and encodes 200 amino acids. The record is from RefSeq and is a predicted model, not a curated record. NCBI's taxonomy places the organism in Eukaryota, Metazoa, Chordata, Mammalia, Primates, Hominidae.
CCCCGGCCGGGAGCCUCCGCCGCGUCCUCAACCUCGCUCCCUUUUGCGUCCCGGGAGCCUGCGAGCACCCGGCCGAGGGCGCAGCCGAGUCUUGCGGGAGUCGCCCCGAAAGCGUCGGGUUUGUGUGGGGUUAGCGGGGGCCGCCGCGCCACCUGCACCUCGCCCGCCGCCGCCUCGGGGAAAACCCGAAGAGGAGGCAGACCAGGAGAAGAGCAAAGAAAAGCAGCUCGUCUGGAUUUGUUUGCCCAGGACUGGCGCCGCGCACGCGGAUCGCCGAGGGGAGUGCGGUCGGAGUCACCGCGCCCCCGCCUCCCCGCCCGGGCGGCUGAGGCCGGGGGGUUGGAGCACUGCCCCCGCGCACAGUCCCGGAGCGCCCGACGUCUCCGCGCAGGUUCUUGAAGCAGCUGGGCCUGGGGCGCCCACUAAUGUGGCCCUGAGGGCCGGAGCCCGCACCGACGGGAGCUGGAGCCGGAGCAGCUGCGGGCGCCGAGUGGCCGGUGCGCCCGGCCGAGCGCGCCUGCGUGCGUGGCCAGCGCGCUCCCCGUUUCUGCCUGGCUUUCCGGCUUAAUUUUCCUCGGCGGGAUUAAAGUUGGAAAUUGACCGGAGAAUUGAGUUGCUGGGGAACAGAGCCCCAGCCGCCGCCAGAGCGAUGUUCCCGCAGAGCAGGCACCCGACGCCGCACCAGGCUGCAGGCCAGCCCUUCAAGUUCACUAUCCCGGAGUCCCUGGACCAGAUUAAAGAGGAAUUCCAGUUCCUGCAGGCGCAGUGUCGCAGCCUUAAAUUGGAAUGUGAGAAACUGGCAAGUGAAAAGACAGAAAUGCAGAGGCACUAUGUGAUGUAUUACAAAAUGUUACACGGAUUAAACAUUGAAAUGCACAAACAGACUGAAAUCGCCAAGAGAUUGAAUACGAUUUGUGCACAAGUCAUCCCAUUUCUGUCUCAGGAACAUCAACAACAGGUGGCCCAGGCUGUCGAACGUGCCAAACAGGUGACCAUGGCAGAGUUGAAUGCCAUCAUCGGGCAGCAGCAGUUGCAAGCUCAGCAUCGUUCUCAUGGCCACAGACCCCCAGUUCCCCUUACGCCUCACCCUUCGGGACUUCAGCCUCCUAGAAUCCCGCCCCUCGGGGGCAGUGCCGGCCUUCUUGCACUGUCUAGUGCUCUGAGUGGGCAGUCUUACUUGGCAAUAAAAGAUGACAAGAAGCAUCACGAUGCAGAGCACCACAGAGGUGAGAGGCCCGGCAAGCCAGAUUAGGACUUUGUCCUCAUACUCUUACAGUGCUGCACAGUUGUGUGCAUCGCUAAAGAGAGCCCCAACGUAUACAGAGAGCAAACAAUGAGAUAAGAGGAACCGUCGCAAAGCUUUCCACUGAAACACAGGUCACCCUGGAAGUUUGCAGGGUUUGCUGUGGGCAUAUGUAGAUUUCUCAAUCUGGUUAGAUUGCAGGCAUCUUGACAUCUUGGCAACUGCCUAGUUAAUGCCAGUGGCCUGUACCAUAUUAUGGAAAACUGUUAACUGCUUAAUUGGGUAAUUUUCAAAGAAAGUAAUGUUAAAUGGGGCGAAAUAAGAAGUUAAAUUUGAAAGUGAAUGUGUUCAAAUGAAAGGUUUGAUAAUUGCGUCUGUUACUACUUAGUUUCAUAGGCUUUAAUUCUAGUAUGCAUUAA